Molecule: messenger RNA, 4041 nt
Organism: Strongyloides ratti
Lineage: Eukaryota; Metazoa; Nematoda; Chromadorea; Rhabditida; Strongyloididae
Product: Phosphoinositide 3-kinase regulatory subunit 4
Exons: 3
Coding region: 1-4041 (1346 amino acids)
Biological process (GO): protein targeting to vacuole; protein phosphorylation; macroautophagy
Cellular component (GO): phosphatidylinositol 3-kinase complex, class III, type I; phosphatidylinositol 3-kinase complex, class III, type II; late endosome
Molecular function (GO): ATP binding; protein serine/threonine kinase activity; protein binding
Source: RefSeq, a predicted model, not a curated record
AUGGGUUCAAUAAUAUCAGCACCAAUUCCUGAUGAAAUAUAUCCAGUAGAAUCAUAUGUAUCUAAUAAUCCAAGAAAAGAUAAUGUACAUAGCUUAGGAAGUACAAGAUUUAUGAAAGUUGCUAGAGUUGAUAAACAUAAACAAGCAAAAGUGAUGAAAGUAUUUGUAAUAAAUGAUCAAAAACUAAAUCUGCAACCAUUUGAAAAAGAAGUUGUGCAAAUAAAAAAUAAAUUAGUAGGUGCUCCAAAUUGUUUGCCUUUUUUUGCUGUAAAUAAUUGUACAAAAUAUUUAUUAUUAUCAAGACCUUAUAUUAAAGAUUCAUUAUAUGAAAGGUUAAUGUCAAGACCAUUUUUAUUAGAAAUUGAAAAAAAAUGGAUUGCUUACCAACUUAUAAAAGUACUUAAACAAUUAAAAGAUUCUGAUGUUUGUCAUGGAGAUAUAAAAUCACAGAAUGUUUUAAUUUCAUCAUCAUUAUGGGUUCAAUUAACUGAUUUUGCUUCAUUUAAACCAACAAGACUUCCCUUAGAUAAUCCAUCUUGUUUUAAUUUCUUUUUUGAUACUUCUAGAAGGAAAAGUUGUUAUGUAGCUCCUGAAAGAUUUACAAAUGAUAUUGAUAUGUCAGAGAAAUCUCUUUUUAGUCAACCACUAAAUCAUAAUAUGGAUAUAUUUUCUAUUGGUUGUGUUUUAUGUGAAUUAUUUAGUGAUGGAAGAUAUUUAUUUAAUCUAGCUCAACUUUUAGAAUAUAAAGCUUCUGAUCAAAAGAUAACUGAAUUUAAUGAAAAUAUUAAAAAAAUUAUGAAACAUGUACCAGAAAGUAUGAAAGAAUUAAUCUUAAUAAUGAUAUCAAAAGAAUCUGAUACAAGAUUGGAAUAUACUAAAUAUUUAUCAGUAGCAUUUCCACCUAUAUUUGAUGAAUUUUAUAGAUUUUUUCAAAAUUUGGCUCCAAAAUCACUUACUGGUGUCUCAACAACUUUAUCAUCAAAUGCUAGUUAUUUAAAGGAUGUUACUGAUUCAACAUAUGAUUUUGAUUAUAUUUUAUCUAUGUCACUUUUUAAUAAUGAAAAUUUUGAAGAAGAUGAAACAUCAUCUAUUUCUCCAUGGAAUAUGUUAACAAAUGCUCUUGAAGAAAAUUCUGAUAAUAGUGUAGUACUUUUAAUAACAUUUAUAAAUUCUAAAAUGCGUGUAAUAAGGAAUAGUAGUGCAAAAAUAGCUUGUUUAAUGUUAUACAAAAAACUUGCUAAAUUAUCAACACCUAUACUAAUAAUAGAUCGUAUCUUACCAUAUAUUAUAUAUUUUUUUAAUGAUCCCAAUGAUUCUGUAAAAGAAGAAGCUUUUUUUGUAAUGUGUUAUGUACUUUCAUGUAUUGAUGUUGUACCACAACAUGAACAUAGAAUAUUUCCAGAUUAUAUAUUUGGUAAAAUUGAUUUAUUAAUGAAUGAUCAUUCAUCAAUUAUUAAAAUGGCAAUAGCUAAAAAUUUAGGAUUAAUUGCUGUUACAGCAUUAAGAUAUUUAAAAACAUCUAAUCCAGCAUUACCUGAUAUGGAUAUUAGUGAACAAGAUCAAAUAGCAGAAAUGCAAAAUGAUCCAGAAGCUGUUUUUAAGAAAGAAAAAAAAUAUUUACAAAAAUUUAUUUUAGAAAAAUUUAUUAUUUUAUGUGAUACACCAUCUGCAAGACCAUGUUUAAUAACAAAACAAAAUUUAGCAUAUUAUUGUGAUUUUUUUGAAAAAAGUGAUAUAACUGAUAUUUUUGGGCAUAUGACAAGAUUUUUAAAUUUUGUUGAAAAUUGGAGAUUAAGAGUUAAUUUUUUUGAAGCUAGUAGUACAUUAAUAAUAUCAUCAGGUUCACAAAUAACAAAAUUUUUAGAAGUUCUUAUUACAGAUACAGGAUUUAAAAAUAGUGAUGAAUUUGUUAUAUAUAGUGCUAUGAAAUGUUUUGAAUCACUUAUUAAAGAAAGUCAAAUAGAUAAAAAUGUAAUUAUAGAAAUAUUUAGGCAUGCAUCACCAUUUCUUAUUCAUCCAAAUACUUGGCUUCGUGCUGGUGUUGUUAGAAUUCUUGGAUUAUUAGAAUCAAAAUUUAAUGAUGUUGAUAUGUUUAGUCUUGUAUCACCAAUCAUUGAACCAUUUAUUAAACAAACUAUUUAUAAAUAUAGUAAUCCAAUUGUUGUAACAAAAAAUUUAAUUGAUCCUAUACCAAGAAGUAUAUGGAAAAUACUUAUACAUUCAGAAUAUUGUAUACAAUUACUAGAUUCAUUAAUUAAAGCAAGAAGUUUACAUACACCUAUUUCUAAUUCACUUAAUGUUAGUAAUAUUUCAACAUCAACUUUAAAGUUGUAUGAAAAAUUAAAAACAAAUGGUCUUGAUAAGGAUAUGGAAAAUAAGUUAAUAUAUUUUAAUAAAAUUUUACCUGUAAUAUCAGAUUAUAAACAAAAUGAAGAUAAAAAUCAUCUUAAAUAUGUACCAACAAUAAAUAAUGUUGAUUUAUCAUCAAUACCAAAUCUUACUAGAUGUAAAUUAGAUCUUGUUUCUGGAGUUAAUCAAACAUUAAAAAAUAAUCAUGAAUCAAAACAAAAAACUAAUGAUAAAAAUUAUUCAAAUGACAAUGGAACAUUUAAAAAUUUAAAUCUUGAUAUUAAUUCAAAAUAUGGGAAAUAUACAAAUAUUCAUACAGGUUCUGUUGAAUCAUUUAAUUCACAAACAAAUUAUCAAAAAAAUUUAAAAGAUCUUCUUGAAUAUGAAAUAAAACGUUUUAAAGAAAAUAGUAGUUUAUAUAAUGAUUCUAAUGCUUUAUAUACAGGAACUAUGGUUGAAACUGAAACUUAUAAUAUAAAUUGUCCACCAAGAUUAACAUUACUAAGUAAUGUUUAUGAACAUUAUGAUGCAAUAACAAAAUUAGCUGUUCAUAAAAAUGGAAAUACAUUUGUUUCAGGAAGUGAGGAUGGAUCUUUUAAAAUUUGGACUGCAGAUUCAUUUAAAAAUUUACAAAAUUGGACAAUAAAAUCAAAAUUUACUAAAAAAAAUGAUGAUGUAAUUGUUAAUUCUGUUCAAUUUGUUACAAAUAAUAAUUGUACAAUUGGUGUUGCAUAUUCUGAUGGAUUAUUACAAAUAAUUGAUCCUGAUAGUAAACAUCCAACAAGAAAUAUUAAGUAUGAUUUUGAAAAACAGGGUCCUAUAUUAGAUAUGUAUGGAUCAAAUAAUAUUAUAUAUGCUAUAACAAAACAAAGUUUUAUUAAUAUUUUUGAUUUACGUGUACAUAAUAGUGGUGUUAGUGAUGCUAUAUGGAAUGAUUGUAGUAAUAAUUUAAUAACAACAUUAGCUGUAGAUCCAUUAAAUGAAUAUUGGAUGGCUACAAGUGGUCCCAGUCGUCCAAGUGUCAUUAAUAUUUGGGAUUUAAGAUUUAAAAUAAAAAUAAUUAAUCAUAAUUCUAAUGAUAAAUAUAAACAAUAUUAUAAAAUAUGGCCUUAUAUUAGAUCUGGUCAAUGUAAAGAAUUUUGGGCAUCUGAUAUGGAAUAUUUUCAUUGUGAUUUAUAUUCUCUUUAUAAAUUAGAUCCUGAUGAAGAUAGAAAUUAUAGGAUGAGAAUUUUUGAUCAAAUAACUGUUUCAUCAAGACCUACAGAGCAAACUACUAAUAAAAUAUCUAGAGUAACUAAAUUUAAUAAUGUUGUUAAUGCUAUGGCUAUUUGUCCUUUAACUGGACAUAUAUUUACUGGUGACUUUUCUGGAGCAAUAAGAUAUUGGGAUGUUGAAAAUAGUAAUCGCUGUAACUACUUAUGUGGACAUUUAAAAAAAUAUAUAAAUGAUGAUCUUUAUAAUGUUACAUAUGAUAUAAACCAUAGUACACUUGACAAUAAUCCAUGUCGUCUUGUUAAAGAAAUAUGGAAUGAAAAACCUCAUCAGACUACCAAAGACGAUAGAUAUAAAACAACAAAAGUUGAUUAUGGACAUACAAGUUGUAUAUCAGAUCUCUUAUCCAUUCCAAAUAAUCUUCUUGUCUCUGGUGAUCAAAGUGGUGUAGUAAAAGUGUGGAAAAUAAAUGUUGAUUAA